Messenger RNA from Peromyscus maniculatus bairdii (prairie deer mouse), 881 nucleotides. NCBI's taxonomy places the organism in Eukaryota, Metazoa, Chordata, Mammalia, Rodentia, Cricetidae. The record is from RefSeq and is a predicted model, not a curated record.
CCUGCGCCAUCGCCGGAGCCACGCGUUGCCGGCACGCGAGGGGAGUGGCCCUGCCUCCGGGAAAGCGCGGCUCGGGGGGCCGCUCGGGGCUCAGCCAGUGAGAGGCCGGGGGAGUGGUGGAGGCAAGGCUCAGGCCGGGUACUUAGAGCAGCGCUAGCAGCCGGACCCGAUCUUCCUCGCUUCCCUCGCGCCGACGCUCAAGGCCCGCCGCAGCCGGGCGUUGUGGGGCCCCAGAGCGGCUACCCGGUUGUAUCAUGGUGACCCCUUGUCCUGCCAGCCCGGCCAGCCCCGCUGCGGGAGCCGGGAGGCGGGACAACCAUCAGAACCUCCGCGCCCCGGUGAAGAAGAGCAGACGCCCGCGCCUCCGGAGGAAGGAGCCGCUGCGGCCGCUGAACGCGUGUUCGCUCCCGGGAGACUCCGGCGUCUGUGACCUUUUCGAGUCCCCCAGCUCUAGCUCGGACGGCGCGGACAGCCCAGCGGCGUCUACGGCGCGGGACUGCAGCUCCUUACUCAGCCCUGCCCGGCCCUUGACCGUGCUAGAUCUCCAGACCUUCCGAGACUACGGCCAGAGCUGCUAUGAUUUCCGCAAGGCGCAGGAGAGCCUUUUCCAUCCGCGGGAGUCGCUGGCGCGACAGCCACAAGUGACAGCAGAAUCCCGCUGUAAGCUGCUCAGUUGGCUCCUGCCUGUCCACCGCCAAUUCGGCCUCUCAUUCGAGUCUCUGUGCCUGACGGUGAACACUCUGGACCGUUUCCUUCUCACCACCCCGGUAGCUGCGGACUGCUUCCAGUUGCUCGGGGUCACCUGCCUGCUCAUCGCUUGCAAGCAGGUACCUCCACCAGGCGCAGGGUGGGAUGUGUUUGGAGCCAGCCUCUCCCCCAAU